AUGUCUAAGAAGAUCCCCCGUUCGGACAAAUAUCGCGAUGAAAUCGUCAAAAUGGAGGAGGGAGGCCUCCAUAGCCACGAGCAAGAUGUUCGAGACCGCGGGCUUUUGAGUGCCAGUACGCAUAGGCACCGUAAGUCUCGAGACCGUCGCUCUCCCACCCCGUCAAAUAUGGCAAAAGCCAGCUCUGGCUCAGCUGCGCAGAGGCACAAUCCCAAGAAGGAGCACUCACAUGGGCCCGAAGAGUAA
Messenger RNA from Penicillium atrosanguineum, 246 nucleotides. RefSeq lists its product as uncharacterized. The transcript has 2 exons. Bases 1 to 246 code for a protein of 81 amino acids. The record is from RefSeq and is a predicted model, not a curated record. Lineage: Eukaryota; Fungi; Ascomycota; Eurotiomycetes; Eurotiales; Aspergillaceae.